UUUCGAGCAGACAAAGAUGGCGGUACGGAAGAAAGACGGCGGCCCGAAUGUAAAAUAUUUCGAAGCGUCUGAUACCGUCUCGCAGUUCGACAAUGUCCGGGUUUGGCUGGGCAAGAAUUACAAAAAGUAUAUUCAAGCAGAGCCCCCAACCAAUAAAUCUUUGUCAAGUCUGGUGGUUCAGCUGCUUCAGUUUCAGGAGGAAGUGUUUGGCCGACAUGUCAGCAACCCUCCCCUCACUAAACUACCGAUGAAGUGUUUCUUGGAUUUCAAAUCUGGAGGAGCUCUGUGUCAUAUUCUGGCUGCUGCCUACAAGUUCAAGAGUGAUCAAGGAUGGAGGAGAUUUGACUUCCAGAAUCCUUCGAGAAUGGACCGCAAUGUUGAAAUGUUCAUGACUAUAGAAAAGUCUUUGGUACAGAAUAACUGUUUGUCCCGACCUGUGAUUUACCUGAGUUCAGAGAUAGAGCCCAAGCUACUGGGAAAACUGAAGGACAUCAUCAAACGACACCAGGGGUCUGUGACUGAAGAUAAGCUUUCCAGCUCUCAUGUAGUGGUGCCUAUCCCUGCUAGUCUGGAGGACGAAGAGUGGGUUCGUCCUGUAAUGAAGAGAGACAAACAGAUGCUGCUACACUGGGGCUACUGGCCUGACAGUUAUGACACAUGGAUCUCAGCCAGUGAGGUGGAGGCUGCUGUGGAGGAUCCGCCCACUGCUGAGAAACCCAGGAAGGUCCAUGCCAAGUGGAUUCUGGACCUAGAUCAGUUUAACGAGUGGAUGAAUGAGGAAGACUAUGAGGUGGGAGAAGGAGGACCGCGGAGGAAGAGGAUUUCAGCAAAGACUCUCACAGAUGAAGUGAGCGCUCCAGAUGAAAGGAGGGAUAAAAAACCCAGCAGCGCCAAAAAAAGGAAGCGCUCCCCGUCUCCAUCUCCUACCCCUCCACCACAAGAGAGCAAGAAGAAAAACACCAAGAAAGGGCCCACUACUCCCUACACUAAGUCCAAACGAGGACAGAGAGAAGAAGAACAGGAAGAUUUGACAAAAGAUUUAGAUGAACCCUCACCUGUGCCUGCAGUGGAGGAAGCAACACUACCUAAAACAGUGACAAAGAAGGACUCUGAUUCCACUCCAGUGAAAGGAGGCACUAUGACUGACCUGGAUGAGCAAGAGGAUGAAUCAAUGGAGACUGUAGGGAAGGAAGAAGAAGAAGGUUCUCCGAGUGUGAAAGGAGAACCGGUGAAGGGUUCGGACCUUCAUGAGGAUAAUGUCACCGAACAGACCCAUCAUAUCAUUAUCCCUAGCUAUGCCGCUUGGUUUGACUAUAACAGUGUCCAUGCUAUAGAGCGCAGGGCACUGCCUGAGUUUUUCAAUGGGAAAAACAAGUCAAAGACUCCUGAAAUUUAUCUGGCAUACCGUAACUUCAUGAUCGACACAUAUAGACUGAACCCGAAGGAGUAUUUAACCUCCACAGCCUGCCGUAGGAACCUGGCUGGAGAUGUCUGUGCUAUUAUGAGGGUCCAUGCAUUCCUGGAGCAGUGGGGGUUGAUUAACUAUCAGGUGGAUUCAGAGAGUCGGCCCACUCCCAUGGGGCCUCCACCCACCUCACACUUUCAUGUGCUGGCAGAUACUCCAUCGAGUCUGGUACCACUACAGCCUAAAGCAUCCCAGACUCCAUCCUCUCAACAGAUGCUGUCAUUCCCAGACAAAGUAAAGGACAAACCAGCUGACUUGCAGAACUUUGGGUUGAGGACAGAUGUGUACAGUAAGAAGAGCGGCCCAACUAAAACUAAAAAUGCUGCCAGUGCCACUCGGGAAUGGACAGACCAGGAGACGCUGCUACUGCUAGAGGGUCUGGAGAUGUAUAAAGAUGACUGGAAUAAAGUAUCGGAGCAUGUGGGAAGCCGCACCCAGGAUGAGUGCAUCCUCCACUUCCUGCGUCUGCCGAUUGAAGACCCCUACCUGGAGGACAGCUCUUCCUCCCUGGGCCCGCUGGCCCAUCAGCCAGUUCCCUUCAGUCAGGCGGGGAAUCCUGUCAUGAGUACUGUGGCAUUCCUGGCCUCCGUGGUUGACCCUCGAGUGGCUUCCGCUGCAGCUAAAUCUGCACUUGAGGAGUUUUCACGAAUGAAGGAGGAGGUCCCGGCUGCGUUGGUGGAGGCUCAUGUGCGUCGAGUGGAGGACGCGGCCAGAGCAAGUGGGAGGCCAGACCCUCUCUAUGGCCUGGAGGGCAGCGGCAUCGCAGGAACCAUCCUCGAAGAUUCUGACAAACCCUCUGAGGAUGGAAGUGAAGAGAAUAAGAGCAAUGAUGGUCAAUCUAGCCAAGAUAAAAGAGACAAUAAGGAGAGCAAAGAUGGAGCCAGUGAGGAGGAAGAAAAACAAGGAGAGAAUGGCAAGAAAGAGGAGGAGAGAGUGAGAGAAGGGGAGACAGAGAGAGAGACGGAGAAAACAGAUUCAGAAAUGGCCGAUGGCGAGAAGGAGAAAGAACGGAAGGAGGGACCAGAAGAGGGUCAGAGGGAUGGAGAGAGUGAGGGAGAGAAGAAAGCAAAGGUGGAGAGAGACGUAGGAGAGGGAAACCUUGCCACCGCCGCUGCUUCUGCACUCGCUGCUGCUGCCGUCAAAGCUAAGCAUUUGGCAGCAGUGGAGGAAAGGAAGAUCAAGUCUCUGGUGGCUCUGCUGGUAGAGACCCAGAUGAAGAAACUGGAGAUCAAACUCAGACACUUUGAAGAGCUGGAAACCAUCAUGGACAGAGAGAGAGAGGCCCUGGAGUAUCAGAGGCAGCAGCUUCUCGCUGAUCGUCAGUCGUUUCAUAUGGAGCAGUUGAAGUAUGCAGAGAUGAGAGCCCGACAGCAACACUUCCAGCAGAUCCAACACCAGCACCAUAGCAACCAGCCUGCCAAUCAAUCUGGCAGUACUCCAUCUGUACCCCACCAGCCUGUCACUAACGCCUCUGCCCCGCCCCCAACACAAAGCCCCGCCUCCGUGAGCACCCCUAAUGCCCACAGUGAAGCUCCUCCAUCUGCAUCUCACAGUUCUCCGCCCACCAACGCACAGACUGGAUCAGCGCAUGAAUCCAGCACUCAACUCCCAGGGGAUUCUCUCUAUCCAAACGCCCCUGUGCCUCCAACACAGUAAAAGAAAUGGUGAGAUUUAAAGGAUAUCAAUGAUUCCAGAGAAGAAAAUGAAGGAGAUUAGAUAGAAAGUAAAAAGAUAGAGAGAUAAAGGGAGCGAUAUCUUCUUUUGUUUCACUUGCAUCAUUUUUGGGAGAAAACGAAAUAAAUGAAUUCUUGCCAGUAUCUUGAACAUGACAUGAUUCAAAAAUAAAUAGCUAAAGCUAGACAUAGAUCACCUUUAAACUGACUGACAAAUAAAACAGAAAUAAAAACCUUUGGUUUGGACUUCUGGAAAGGUCUUAAACCCAAAUCCCUGUUAAUACCCAACAAAAGCAAUCUUCGUCCAUGUACCUGGCUCAAUAUACCCUUAUCCGUCCUCCAUUUUCAGUAACAUCUCUUAACUUUGAGCCGAACCACAGGAUCCAGGAUACCUGUGAUCUGCACUUCAGAAGCAUCUCAAUGUACUUUAGGUACUCAAAUGGAAACAAACACACAAAAGAAAACCAAGAACAAAUUGCACUUUUAGAAUGUUUCCUGAAUCUUACUUUUUGGACGGAUAAAGCAUAAAGUCAAAAUUAGCCCUGACUUAAUGUUUUCUUUUAACAGUAUUCUUUUAUUCACUCGAUCUGUGUAUUGUUUCAUAGAAGCACUCGAUUUGUCCGAAGAGAAACUUGACUUUGUUAUCGUUACUUUGUAUGUGUGCGUGUGAAUGUCGGUUUUGCUUUUGGGACAAUGUGAAAGCUUCAGUGGUUUGGCCUGUUUUUAAUGUACAAUUCGAUUUUAGCAUGAUAAAAAGGAGACAACAAAUUAGUAUUAAAUCUGUUUACUUUGUCUCUGACAACAUGUACUGUAAACCUGGAAAUCAUGUCAUCAAAAAUUGAUGUUUGCAUGUUAUCUUUUGGGUAUGUGUGCACAGCAUUGCCAACAAAAUAUCAUAAGUUACUCUAUAUUUCUAACAGGUGAAAGUAGUUGUUUCAUUCUCAUCUCAUUGCAUGAGAAAAUUUUAAUAUUGGAGUGAAUGAUUAAUCAACAAUGAACGCAGAAGUAAUCGUAUUAGUUCCUUAACUCAAAUAGAGUUGAAUCCAUCAUUUUAGUAAUAUCAUAUCGCACAUUUUAGUAAUCAGUGUUCAUGCCAGAUCUGAUGUUUCAGUUCAGAUUAUUAACCCUUGUGUGUCAGUUUUAAAAAAACUACAGAGGUCCUCGUUACAAAAACAAAAAUGUCUGUUAAAACAGUCAUAAAAGUAUUAUAUACCAUAUUAAUAUUUUUUCUGCUUUCGCUAACAUUGAUAAUUUCCCAGCACCUGUCCUGAUCUCAACUAUCAAAAAUGUAGUCAUUUUCAUGAUUUUAACUCUUAGAAUGCUUGUUUGUUUACAUAAUGCCACUGGUGUUCAUGAAAAAAUAUGAUAUUGAUUAUUAGAGUAUCGGAUCAGGGUUUUUAUAUUUACUAAAACUAAAAUUGUUUUAAAGACCAUCAAUUGAAAUAAAAUAGACCUUGACUAAAAUGAAAUAAAAUACAAUCCAGAAUUUAAUGCUUAAUGGCAAUGCUGUUUUAAUGGGUUCAAGUUGGGACAUUUGAGUGUAACUCAUUUUUAUCUCUAGAGUAAAAUAUAUUGGGGGUCAAAUAUUACAAAUUAAAUUUUUUUUUUUUUUUUACACAUUUCAACAUUUAUGCUGCUUACAUUAACACAGACAAAAUUAUCAAAGAAAUUACAUUAAAGACAAAAAUGUCUUUAAGGACACACAAGGGUUAAAAAAAAAUGUGUUUUGUGUGUGUGUGUGUGUGUACAGGUGUUUUAGUAACAGGCCAAACCCACAGAAAGUAUUUACAACAUGAAGGAAAACCGUUUUGUUUUACAAAUUAGUGGCAACUACCCGAGUAGAGACGAGGGAUUUUAAAGUUACAUUUGCAGCUGUGGUCUGUGUAUCUCAUAUCUUCAUACUGUAACUGUCCUAUUUUUGUAUUUUUAUAUGUUUCUUUACACUAUUACAAAUGAUGUAAUGCUGUUAUCAUAUUAUACAUGUCUGUAAUGUUUCCUUCUCUUUCUGACUGUGGAUGUUGUCGUAUUAUUGACAUGUUCAUGUGAAAGUGUCAGUCGCUUUAUACGAUGAAGCUGGACUCUUUGUGUGUGCGUGUGGUGUGCAUGCAUGCUUUGAUUUGCCACACAUCUUUUUGUAUGUACGUAUGUUUUUAUUUUAUUUUAAUCUACAUUAAUUUGCCAUGUUUCCAGACUACACAUGCUAGGAGUGAUGGAUGUAAAAUCUGCCAAUAUCAGAAUUGACAAAUCAGUUUACAUCUUUAGAAAUAUAUGUAAACACACAUAUGCAGUAGUCCAACAUGCAGUAUUACUGACAGAACAGAUUCACAUCAACUUCACAGUUUUGCACGACUCAUAACCAGUGUUGAAAAUGUCAUUCGAGCAGUUUGCUCAGCUCUUUGGUCUUUGUCUUUUACAUUGUAGUGGUAUAAGUAGUUGUGUUCUUUUUUUUUUUACAUUUUGUUUAUACUUUUUUUUAUGGUGAAAGCUGGUAACCAUUACAUUGAGAUGUGUGUGAAUGUUUGAAGAUGUUCAGUUCGUCCUUUGAGGAGAUGUAGCAGGAGCUGUCUAGCACCUGUUUGACUACGAAUGGAUUGAGUUUGGUUUCAAGAAUCCUGAAUGAUUCUGCACAAUAAAAGACAUCAUCAGUGAUAUGAA
Messenger RNA from Carassius auratus (goldfish), 5793 nucleotides. It is a transcript of the gene smarcc2, whose product is annotated as SWI/SNF related BAF chromatin remodeling complex subunit C2. The transcript has 26 exons. NCBI's taxonomy places the organism in Eukaryota, Metazoa, Chordata, Actinopteri, Cypriniformes, Cyprinidae. Gene Ontology annotation, cellular component: synapse. The record is from RefSeq and is a predicted model, not a curated record. Gene Ontology annotation, molecular function: protein binding. Gene Ontology annotation, biological process: cell projection morphogenesis. Bases 17 to 3121 code for a protein of 1034 amino acids.